CCUCCAAGACAUGGAGUUCAUCCAGUUCCAUCCAACCGGUAAUUACAUCGUAAAGGGAGCAAAAUAACCGCGUGCAAAAUGCUUUCGUCGCUUAAUCCGUCGACUUUUCCGUUAGGCAUAUACGGGAGUGGUAUUCUGAUAACGGAGGGCAGCCGAGGGGAAGGUGGAAAGCUAUUGAAUUCCGAAGGGGAAUACUUCAUGGAACGAUACGCGCCAAACGCGAAGGAUCUAGCGUCUCGCGAUAUCGUGUCGAGAGCUAUAACCAUAGAAAUAUUCGAGGGAAGAGGCGUUGGCGUUAAGAAAGAUCACGUCCACCUUCAACUGGAUCAUCUGCCAGUGGAGACUAUACGGACGAAACUACCAGGGAUAUCACAUUUGUCCUGGGUGUUUGCUGGCGUUAACGUGGAGAAAGAACCGAUUCCUGUUAUCCCGACGGUACAUUACAAUAUGGGAGGUAUACCUACAAAUUGGCGCGCACAGGUUAUCACGCGAGAGAAAGAGGAAGAUCAUGUGAUCGAAGGACUCUGGGCGGCGGGUGAAACUGCGUGUGCAUCCGUUCAUGGCGCCAAUCGACUAGGCGCGAACAGUCUUCUGGAGCUGGUCGUCUUUGGCAAAGCGAUCGCCGAUAAUAUCGAUUGCAUGACCAGACCCGGUGAGCGUCACGAGGAUCUGUCAACUGCUGUUAGCGAACAAUCAAUUUGUCGUUUCGACGCGACCCGUUACGCAAAAGGCUGCAUUCCUGUUGCCGAGUUGCGGGAGGAGAUGCAGCAAACAAUGCACCGAUAUUGCUCUGUCUUCAGAACCUGUCACAUAUUGCAGCGAGGAUGCCGCGAGAUGACGCGGCUUUACACCUGCGAUCUACCGGACUUAUGUGUUCAAGACCAGUCAUUAAUUUGGAAUACAGAACUCGUAGAAGCCAUAGAAUUACAAAACAUGAUGCUGGUUAGUAUGCACAUUGUUUACGCGGCGGAGAAUAGAAAAGAAUCCAGAGGAUCACACGCUCGGGACGAUUACAAGGAAAGAAUCGACGAGUACGAUUACACGAAACCCCUCAAUGAUCAGAAAAAACGUGCGUACAUCGACCACUGGCGCAAACAUACGCUGACGUGGGCACGCGAGGAUGGAUCAAUCAGCAUAUCUUAUCGACCCGUCAUCGACUCGACAUUGGACGAGGCAGAGGCCAAACACGUUCCGCCAGCUGUUCGGACGUACUGAUCACAACUUUCUGCCUGUAGCGUGGCGUUUUUGCUACGA
Messenger RNA from Hylaeus anthracinus, 1254 nucleotides. Its product is annotated as succinate dehydrogenase [ubiquinone] flavoprotein subunit, mitochondrial-like. NCBI's taxonomy places the organism in Eukaryota, Metazoa, Arthropoda, Insecta, Hymenoptera, Colletidae. Gene Ontology annotation, biological process: mitochondrial electron transport, succinate to ubiquinone. Gene Ontology annotation, molecular function: flavin adenine dinucleotide binding; succinate dehydrogenase (quinone) activity; electron transfer activity. Bases 79 to 1215 code for a protein of 378 amino acids. The record is from RefSeq and is a predicted model, not a curated record. The transcript has 7 exons.